CUGCCCUCAGGCUCCGUCCCGGCCCGCCGGGCCCUUCUCCCGCCGCUCCCGCCAUGCGCCACAGCCUCACGCAGCUGCUGGCGGCCUCGGCCGGCGGGGCCAGCCCCUCGGGCGCCGUCUGGCCGCUAACCGGAGCGGGACAGGCCCCGAGAGGGCGGGAUGGCGGCGGGGAAGGGGACCCGGGGCCCGCGCGGCCCAAACCGCAGCCGCCGCCGCGGCGGGAGCCCCCGGGCGCCUCGGAGCCGAGGCGGCAGGAGAAGGAGGCCGAGGCGCCCGGCGGCCCGCUGGAGGUGUGGGAGCAAGAGGACUGGUUCCCGGGCCUGGAGCUGGGAGACCUGCUGGAGGCCGCCCGGCCGGACUGGGACCUAGACGCGGAGCUGAGCGACUGCUUUUGUGGGGACCCGGAGCCGCUGCCCGCGCCGGGCCAGGGCCCGCGGCCGGCGGCGCCCGGGCGGAGGAGCGGCGGGGCCGGGAGUCGGCUGAAGGCGGCGGCGGCGGCGCGGUUGAACCGGCUGAAGAAGAAGCAGUAUGUGCUGGGGCUGGAGAGCCGCCUGCAGGGCCUGGCUGCCGAGAACCGGCAGCUGCGGGACCGCAACCGCGGCCUGAGCCGCCGCCUGCGAGAGCUGGAGCGGGAGAGCAGCUACCUGCGGGCUGUGCUGGCGAACCAGAGCGCGCUGGGGCAGCUCCUGAGCCGCCUGGCCGGGACCCGCGCCGGCGGGCUGCAGCUCAGCACCAGCCUCUUCAGGGACACGGGCAGCCCCCGCCACCAGCACCUCCAGCCCGCCGGCGAGAGCAGCGACCACGACUACGCCCUGCCCAGCUCCCGGCCCCGCGGGCUGGAGGAGGCGGCGGCGGUGACUGAGACGGAGGAGGAGUGGGCGGCCCCCGGCGGGAUCUGCCUGCACGUGGACCGGGAUCAGGUGUCGGUGGAGUUCUGCUCCAUCUGUGCUAGGCGGGCAGCGGCCUCCUUCAAAAUUUUCUCUUUUAGGUGGUUGCCCUGCCAGGCUCCGUUGUGUAGGGGUUAAAGAACAGUCGUUUUCCACCUCGCAACCUGUGGAUUCAGCUGUGUUGGGGCAGAAGAGACGGGACCAGCUGCUGGCCACAUUUCCUGCUUUAUUUUAAAAGGUAGUAUAAGAAAUGAGAAUAAAGAGGUAACAGGGCUUUUGCUGUAUUUGGUUAAAAAAAAAAAAAAGAAGUUGAAUGCUGGGAUUAUUUACUGUCAUCCAAGAUGUUUUUUUUUUAAAAGGCAAUAGUCUGUCAAACAGGUUUUACUCCACUGUAUGCAGAAUUCCAUCUGUUCAGGGGAUAUUGCCAGCACAAAAGAGACUUAGUGGGAUAUGUGUGACCUUACACCUCUGUGGUGGCAUCAACAGGGCUGUUCAAAAUUUCAGUCUUAACUUGGGUAACUCUGCUGUAACUGAUGGGUUGUACCAGUGCACAGG
Messenger RNA from Vidua macroura (Pin-tailed whydah), 1442 nucleotides. It is a transcript of the gene CREBZF, whose product is annotated as CREB/ATF bZIP transcription factor. The record is from RefSeq and is a predicted model, not a curated record. The transcript is spliced from 3 exons. Bases 54 to 1025 code for a protein of 323 amino acids. NCBI's taxonomy places the organism in Eukaryota, Metazoa, Chordata, Aves, Passeriformes, Viduidae.